Molecule: messenger RNA, 529 nt
Organism: Racocetra fulgida
Lineage: Eukaryota; Fungi; Glomeromycota; Glomeromycetes; Diversisporales; Gigasporaceae
Source: the annotation of a GenBank genome assembly
UAUGUAAUUAUUGAUUUAGAUGGUCUUUUGGUCAAUACUGAAGAAAAAUAUAUGUUGCAUAUUCAGAAUAUAUUUGAUCGCUAUGGUUUGCGUUAUACCUGGGAUAUACAUGCGAAUCAAAUUGGGUUUUCCCCUGAAAAGUCCAAUGCUUUUUUUAAUGCUUUUUUAGCAGAUUUGUUAAAUAAAAGAUUUGUAUUGAAUUUGAUUUCUGAUGAGUUUAGAGAUAUGAGAAGUGUUAAAAAAAUAAAUUUUUCUGAUACUGAGCUUAUGGAUGGUGCUAGAGAAGCAAUUCAUUUUCUUCACAAAGCAAAUUUCAAACUUAUUUUAGCAACUAAUUCUACCUAUGGGGAGCUAGAACAAAAGAUUUAUAAUAAUAUCGAUGUUACUAUAAACAAGUUAUUUAACGAAAAUUUUUUAGAUAUUAUUUAUAAAUCUGAUGAUACGAGUGAAGUUAAUAAAUAUAAACGCGUUUUAGAGAAGCAUUUUUUGAGCACAAAUGAGUGUCUGGUUAUCGAAGAUUCUUAUUUUG